AUGUCCUCUCGUGAAGAACUUGUCCGAAAUGCUGUCGCCUUCCUCGUCGACCCAAAGUCGCAAGCGUCGCCAUUGGCCCAGAGAAUCCAGUUCCUGGAAGCCAAAGGUUUAACGCCAUCCGAGAUUGACAUCGCCGUGAGACAAGCAUCUCUCAAUUCCAGCGGGUCUCAGCCAACAACUGGUUUACCAGUAUAUGGUCCUAACUAUGGACAUGCUCUCGUGCCCCCUCGUCCUGUAUGGGAUUGGCGUGAUUACUUUAUCACAGCAGUCGUCUCUGGCACCAUUAUGUAUGGCGCUUCUGCCCUGUUCAAAAAAUACCUACUCCCUCACCUUCAACCGCCGUCUUCAACUGCUUAUGAAGAAGAUCGCGAUGCCAUGACAGCCCAAUUCGACGCGGCGGAGCAACUACUCAAGGAGAUUCAAACGGAAACUUCUGCUAUCCGGACGGCUGUUGAGAAGCAGCAAGAGGAUAUCGACAAAACAACGCAAGAAGUGAACGCCGUGGUCAAGGAAAUGCGCGAAGGCGAAGUGAAAACAAGAGAUGAAAUGAGGGAAGUCAGAGACGAAAUGAACACCAUCCGCGAAAUGCUUCCGAAGAUGAUUGACAAAAAUCGGGAGACUCAAACGCAGUCACUUGCUGACUUACAGCAGGAACUCAAGUCUUUGAAAGCAUUACUUCUGAGCAGGGGCCCCGGCAUUUCAAUACCUACUACUCCCACAACCUCGUUGGCCGGGAAGCCCUCUAUUCCCGCAUGGCAGUUAUCUGGUUCAACUGAUACUGCCGCAAGAACAACCACUCCAUCUAUACCGGCAUGGCAAUUAGCCUCUUCAACGACCCCUGCCCCGUCUAUUGCACCCACUUCUACUACGGAUACUAGUAUUUCAUCAGAAACAUCAUCAACUGGCAAGGGAAAAGAGAAGGAAUCCGACAUCACUCCCCCCUAA
This is a messenger RNA of Pleurotus ostreatus (oyster mushroom), 945 nucleotides long. RefSeq names its product peroxisomal membrane protein pex14 (gene PEX14). Lineage: Eukaryota; Fungi; Basidiomycota; Agaricomycetes; Agaricales; Pleurotaceae. The record is from RefSeq and is a predicted model, not a curated record. Gene Ontology annotation, biological process: protein import into peroxisome matrix, docking. The transcript is spliced from 5 exons. The coding region runs from base 1 to 945 and encodes 314 amino acids. Gene Ontology annotation, cellular component: peroxisomal importomer complex; peroxisomal membrane. Gene Ontology annotation, molecular function: signaling receptor binding.